Molecule: messenger RNA, 1803 nt
Organism: Serendipita indica DSM 11827
Lineage: Eukaryota; Fungi; Basidiomycota; Agaricomycetes; Sebacinales; Serendipitaceae
Source: the annotation of a GenBank genome assembly
AUGGAAGAUGAGGCUGCUGAUAUUGAGCUGCUGGAGCAGCAUCUAAUCAAGACGAGCAACAUCUCCCAGCGAAUGACCUCGAUCCUCACAAAUUUCGACACCAGACUGAUACGACUGGAGAAGUCUAUCCUUCCACUUCACAAGUCGACGCAGUCUCUUACCAAACUUGCGGAAAAUAUUGAGGCUACACUUCAGAGCAUUGACAGACUAGCGAGUGAUCAGGAAGGAGUCGCCGCCGAGGAGGCACUGAUCCUCAGAGGACCGCGUCCAAACGAGGUAGACAGCUAUAUAGCUACUGUAGAACGUCUGAAUGCGUCGAUUGCGUUCAACGCCGGAGAUCCACGGGCAGCCAAAGAGACCGCGCGUCUGGUCGAAGCUGGCGCAAAGAAGAUGACACAGCUCUACAUCAAGCUUACAGCAGAAGCAUCCUCUGGUGCACCUCCUGGAGGUAAUACCAUAAAGACGCUUCCCUUUUCACAGGGCAUCAUAAGGACACUCUCUCCGAUCAUCGAUGCGCUCCGAAAGAUGCCGCAACCCUCGACACAUCCAUCUCACCCAGCCGCAAAAUCAAUAUAUCAGCUCCUGAAGGAGACACAGAAAGGCUACGGAGAUAUGCGCGGGGCUUGGGGGAAGAAAUGUCUCGAAGCCAUGGGUGGCCGUCGCAUCAUUGACAGAGUAGAAACUCUGGAUGGUGUCGCGGCUGGCGGCGAGAUUGGUCUUUGGGUGAACGGGAUCAUUGCAGUGGCCGAUGCCGAGUAUGAUCACCUGCUCAAUAUGUCUCUUAUCACUUCGUCGGGAGCGAUUCAAUCGACGUAUGCCACGCUAUUGGCGCCAGUCAACUCGUUAUUCACGACGACCUUGACCCUUCUCAUCAAUAUGAUCAAAUCAAACCUCAAUAAACACGUCUUCCUCGCCCUGGCUGCCUAUCAGGAGCUAUCGAAUGCACAGGCAGCAUGGGAUGACGUUCAAAGUCGAACCGGGAAGAAAGAGAACGACUUGAAAGAUAGUCUGUCUGCACUUCGGGGAGUGUGUCUCCGCAGCUUUCCAGAAUUCCUCCUGGACGUGCGCAGUGCUGGGACCAAGACAAACGUCGAGCUUGGGACCGGUAUUCAUGAGACUACCAAUCUCGUCGUCAACUACCUGCAGCAGAUACCUCAGGUUAUGGAUGCAGUUGGAACUGCGCUCGUGACAUUGGGAGAUGGUAUGUGGAAAAUGGGGGAAGGUGCCGGCAAAGUCCUCGGAAAGUCAGACCAGGAUGAUGAGCGCCUUGUAAUUGAACACUUUAUUUACGACGUCGUCACGACACUACUCGCCUCUCUCAAUUCGCUCGCGACCGCAUCCAAGAAGCCCGCCCAGGGGGCCAUCUUUCACUUCAAUAAUGUUGCUUUUCUGCGCACCAGGCUCCUACUUGAUCCCAGCACACCAAUCGACGAUCUGCUUGGGAAAGCAACACAAGACGCACUAAAUUCAAACUACAGGACAGCUAAAGCAACCUAUUUCGACGUCAACUUUUCUCCACUUGUCCAGGCCCUGGGAGACACGGGUGGUCGACGCGACGUAAAGGAUAAACUUACCAGAUUCUUCGACGCCCUUGAUGAAGCAAGCGAUCGUCAUCGCAUGUAUAAAGUACUCAUGGAUGACGAAGAAGGCAAGGAAAUGCUUCAAGAGGAGGUCGUGCGUCUUGUUAUACCCGCUCUGAAGCGGUUCCAUGAGAAGAACGUACUGAACUCCAAGAGUGCCGCCAAGUACAUGAAAUCGAGCCCGGAGGAAGUAGAAAGACAGAUCCGCGACUUUCACAGAUAG